UGCAGACGUAACGUGUACUCACGUCUCUGUUUUGUGUUCAAGGCGGCCGUAUUAUUCGAUGAUUUAAUAAAGGUCAAGGCUGCUUUUUAAAAUCAUUUGGGAGAUAUUUUUCUUAUCUCAUUCCUCCGGGUUUUGUCCCAGCUCAGACACCGUACUUCCUUAUGUGGGUGUGGACCAACAGAUGACUACACAAAUAAUGGAGGAGAAGCUACACUAGUCUGCUUCUUCCAAGUUAGAAGAACUAGUUUCAAAUCGGAUCCGUUUCAUCUUCCCUUUCCUGGUUUGGGAUCGGAGCUGUGAUGCUUUAUCAGAAUGGGAAAUCUUUUUGGAAAAAAGAAAGCAACCCGAGUGACCGAACAAGACAAAGCGGUUUUGCAACUGAAACAGCAACGAGAUAAGCUGAGGCAGUAUCAGAAGAGGAUCAACCUGCAGCUGGAGAAGGAGAGGCUUCUGGCCAAGCAGCUGCUGAAAAAUGGCAAAAAAGAGAAAGCGCUCCUCCUGCUGAAGAAGAAGCGCUACCAGGAUCAGCUUCUGGACAAGACGGAGAACCAGAUCGGCAACCUGGAGCGCGGAUGGUGAGGGACGGGGGAGAGCGCGUUCAAGGUCCAAGACCUGGAGUUCGCCCAGAUCGAAACGAAGGUCAUCCAAGGGUUGAAGGUGGGGAACGAAUGCCUGAAGAAAAUGCACGAGGUGAUGUCUGUCGAAGAAGUCGAACGGAUUAUGGAUGAAACCCAAGAUGCCAUCGAGUACCAAAGGCAAAUAGACGACAUGCUGGCCGGCUCCUUCUCACAAGAAGACGAAGACGCCGUGCUGGCCGAGCUGGAGGCCAUCACUCAGGGAGACGUCGAGCUUCCCGAGGUUCCCGAAGAAGAGCUUCCAGACGUCCCAGAGGCCGCGGAGGAGAAACCAGAGCGGGACCGUCCCAGAAAGAAGGCGGAGCGCGAGAUGCUCGCUGUGUAGGAACACGGCCGGCCCGCCGGCUGCUGGGAACGUCUUCUCCGCAGCGCUCCAGUCCAACAUGAGCCUGCAGCCAGACACACAAACACUCGCUGGAGAACUCUGUGACGCAGCGGCCGCAGCCCCUCCCUCCGAUACCGGGCUUCCUCCAUCCCAUCCGGGCCGCCGUUUGUCCUCGGCCCGCUGCACGGCGACACACGGCGAGGCCGGUUCACCGCGGCGCCCUCGACUCAUUGGAGAAAUGUGAAGCAUUGAGACCUGUGAGAUCUGAUAAUUGUGCCUAACCUUUGUUUCGAUUAGUGUCCCGUCACGAAAUCACUUUACACACACGUUGAUGGAAGUGAAAUGCACGUAGGUGUCGGUCUGUAAGGGGCCCGUUCAGCCAAAUCACUCAGAGACCUUUUGACCACAUAGUUUUAUCUUCAUGUUUGGUUUGAUUUGUUCAGGUUUUGGGGCUUUCUGGCUUUCUGCCUCCUUUCAGUACAACGCGACGUGAGUGGGAUUUGACUGAAUGAAGGUUUACUCAGUUACUAAACAUAAAACAUAAGUACAGCAAGUACAUUACAAACAAGCCACAGCUUAUUAUGCCUACCCUAUUUACAAAACAUCUACCCAUCAGAAGUUAAACUAAACAAUAUACAUGCAUAAACAUAUGCAUUCAUACACACAUACAUAUAUACAUACUAUAUAUAUUGUCAUAUGCAUACACAUACAUACAUACACAUACAUAUGCUUGCACAUAUACAUAUACCUAUAUGAUUUUACUUAGGCAACCUUAUAUUUGAAAAAAAUUAAAGUUUUAAACUGUU
Molecule: messenger RNA, 1766 nt
Organism: Perca fluviatilis (European perch)
Lineage: Eukaryota; Metazoa; Chordata; Actinopteri; Perciformes; Percidae
Gene: chmp6b
Product: charged multivesicular body protein 6b
Exons: 8
Biological process (GO): late endosome to vacuole transport via multivesicular body sorting pathway; vesicle budding from membrane
Cellular component (GO): multivesicular body; ESCRT III complex
Source: RefSeq, a predicted model, not a curated record